AAUGGACGAGGCAGGUUUGCGGCUCAUUUUGAAACCGACAAGCAAACAAGAAUCAACGUUCAAAGGCGCUCCGCCCCACGGAGCAGCAAAAAAAUCACGGAUAAGAAAUAAAAACGCGCACAAAAACUACAAAUUAAGAACAUCCAUCCACAACAAAAGCAACAAAUAAUUAUACCAAAGUACAUUGCACCUCGGAAAAAUGGUCAUGGAAAUGUCCAAAACAUAUCAGUACCGCAAGGUGAUGAAACCACUGUUGGAACGCAAGCGACGCGCUCGCAUCAAUAAGUGCCUCGACGAUCUGAAGGACCUGAUGGUGGAGUGCCUACAGCAGGAGGGCGAACAUGUGACGCGUCUCGAAAAGGCCGACAUACUCGAGCUGACGGUGGAGCACAUGCGCAAGCUGAAGCAACGCGGCAGCCUUUCGCUGCAAUCACAGGCCAGCGCACAUAUCGAAUCCUUUCGCUCCGGAUAUAUGCAUGCGGCCGAUCAAAUCUCACAGGUGCUGCUGCAGCAGUGUCAAGCCGAUGAAUUAGGUGGAAAAAUUAUGAAAUUCCUCUCUACGCGCCUCAUCGAAAUGCAACAUCAGCUGCUGCGCUCCUCAGCCGUGGCUGCGAUUGGCACAGCGUCACCGACAGCCAGCGCCGCCAGCUUAUUGCCUCUACCAUUGACGCUGCAAAUGCCUUUGCCGUCGGCAAAUUAUAACUACAGUGAAUGUGGCGAAUCGAUGGGCUCACUUGAAUCGCCGACCAGUGCGAAAUCACCAAUGGAUUAUUAUAGCGCCGUGAGUGAGGCGGCGCAAAGGACAUACACCACUGCUGCCGCGGCUGUUUCAGGCUCUGCUUUGUCGGCGGCGGCAUCAUCCGCAAACAAGGAACAGGAUCUCAUUGAUGUUACGACUGUGGAUAGCAGUAGCUGUUCAACGCGCGACACUGCAUCUGUGCUGUCAGUGGAUUCUUCCUGCUCCUCCGAACCGAUGUGGCGGCCAUGGUGAUUGGCGACGGCACAAGCAAUUAGUUAAGGAUUUAGUUGAGUAACACACACACACACACACACACCCACGCACACAUAGAAUUCGAAACAAUUUGAAUCGACAGAAUCGACUGUCUUCCGAGGCGCACGUAUGAGGCAUGGCGGUGGGCGGGCGGUGGAUCAUACACGCGCACGCCCCCAGUCCAAUCGCCGCAACGUAGCUGCCACACACACACACAUACAGAGUGCACUAUUUGCUUUACUUGUUGUCUGUGAUAUAAAUAUGUAUGUAUUUGCUUUUUGUAGUAUUUUGAGUUUGUAUGUUUGUAUGCAAUUUUAAUUUUCUAAGUAAUUUGCAUUAUUUAUAGUUUUGUUGCGAUUAGGGGAAAAAUUAUUAUUUUUUCAUAUAAAUAUGUAUAUUGUGCAGCUCAACUCCUCAUGAACCGAGCGCACUGCAAUUAAAAUUGAAUUGAUGUAAUGUCUGUAUGUAUUUAUUUUAUGUAAGAAUUAAAAUGACACUAAUUUUUCUAAGAAUUUAGCAAUCAAAGGAAGUAGCAAACCGGUAUUCCUGAAAUUGGUACCUAGCUUUAAUGGCAAAUGCCAAGAAGUACAGUUAUAAAAAAGCUAUGCAUGUAAUAAUUAAAAAAAAUAA
Messenger RNA from Rhagoletis zephyria (snowberry fruit fly), 1621 nucleotides. It is a transcript of the gene E(spl)m3-HLH, whose product is annotated as Enhancer of split m3, helix-loop-helix. The record is from RefSeq and is a predicted model, not a curated record. Gene Ontology annotation, molecular function: DNA binding; protein dimerization activity. Gene Ontology annotation, biological process: regulation of DNA-templated transcription. NCBI's taxonomy places the organism in Eukaryota, Metazoa, Arthropoda, Insecta, Diptera, Tephritidae.